This is a messenger RNA of Parnassius apollo (apollo), 6636 nucleotides long. The record is from the annotation of a GenBank genome assembly. NCBI's taxonomy places the organism in Eukaryota, Metazoa, Arthropoda, Insecta, Lepidoptera, Papilionidae.
AUGUCUAGCAUAAUCGUAAUAUCUAUAUUAAAUUUGAUCGGUUUCAUCACUUCGUCGUAUUUGGAAACCGAAACAUUUAUGAAACCUAAACUAGAAAAGAACAAAAUUUUAAAUAAAGGCGUAUGGAUAAAAAGAACUAAUAAUGAUCAACCAACGAAGACGGUAUCAGGAGAUUUCGUAUUCAGGUCAAGUUCUUUAGAUGCCGAUAGUUUGCUUCUAAAUAAUUUCGAUGCAUUUGGUGAAAACUUUAUGCAAGACUCUCCAAUGGUUCCAAGUUACAUUGAAAGGAGCAAAAGAUCAGCAGAUGGUAAAGCACUUGUUAUAUAUAAACUUUUACCGUAUCCCGCGUAUGAACAAUUUUCUAAAGAAUAUAUAGAAAAUAGUAAUUCAACUGAUCUUUUAAAAAGCAACAUAAGCAAUGAUAAAGUCAUAACUAUGAAGUCUAAAUUAAUCACUCAUCCUAAACUGGUGACAGCCUCCAAUGAUUAUCCGUAUGAAGAGGCGAUAUUAUUAACAAACACUAAUAAAAGAGAACUAAUACGUUCGAAAAUUCGAUCAUCUAAACAUGAAUCCAAUAAAAAUAUUUCGAAUACCAGUACGGACUUGAUUUUUAACAGAGAUAAUUUAGUAAAACUUGAAGACCUUAGUAAGAAACAUUAUAAUAAUACUUAUCAUAAUUUUAAUGUUACACCUAAACGCAGCAUGCAACAAGACUAUGAAUCUGAAAUUAUUAAAAAGAUUGGAUUUACUGAGGAAGUAAACAAAACGGAAGAUAGCUACGAGAAAAAAAAUGAUCGAAAUGUGUUUGAAGGUGAUGAUAGAGCCUGGCAUCAAAAUGCUCCCGUGCCCGAUGUAAAUUCAUUUAAAAUUUUACCUAAAAACGAUGAAAAUAAAAAUAAAAACAAACCAAUAACAGAAAAGGGUUUGAUAAAGGUUUUAUCCAUGUUAACAAAAACUUUCAAGAAAGUAAUGAAACAGCAUAAUGAUAUAAAACGGAUACAUACUAAACUUAGUACAAUUAAUGAUGAGUUUAUGAAAAAUGCUCAACUAUUAAUGACUAAAUUUAAUGAUUUUGAUGUCAAGUAUUUGUAUUUAAUGAAAUUUAAUGAGAAUUUAAAAGAUUUGGAAGCAAGACUACGAAGCAAAGAAGAAUUGUAUAACAAUAAGGAAGUUGAACUGACAAAGAACUUAGCAGAAUUCGAGAAUCAACAAAAGAAAUUUUUGAUUCAACAAAGACAAUUUUAUAAUAUACAGAAGCUGAUGCUAGCACAAAACGAAAAAAUAAACCUUAAACAAAAUUUAAUAGCAAAAACGCAAAAUGAAAUAUCGUUACGGCAAAAUAAUUUUGCGCGAAUAUUGAAAAAAGCUAAACAAAUUUAUAUCGACGCUAAGAAUCCAAUACCACAGACAUUAAAUGCAAUAUUAUCUAAACCUAACGAUACAUCGGAAAACAAAACUAACAAUAUUGAUAAAUCAAUCUCAACAACAUCUACUCAGACGCCUAAUACUGAAUCAGUUAAAAUAAAUCUAUUGUCAGUUCCUUCAAUCAGCCGUAUCAUAAAUUAUGAUAAUCAAUUAUUAAAAGAGAAAGACGACCAUACAGUAGACGAUUUAAUUUAUAAGUAUUAUUUCAAUAACACAUACAUUGACGUUUUAAUGAAAAAUAAAAUCUUGUCUAGUUUCGUAUCUUCUCCUGGAAAUCCUUUCACACGUAACGUGAAAGGUAAACGAAACGAUCAUCCAUUAUUUAUUCAGAAGACCACAAACCUAUUUCCUGUGAAUAAUAAUCCUGUGAAGCAUUUGAAUCGGGAGAAGCGAUGGAUAAAAAAUUCUAAGAGAAAUAUCAAAAAACUACGUAUGGGUAAAGAUUUUAAUAUUUAUUCUGAUAAGGAUAACGUGAAAACAAAUCCGAAUAAAAACAAUGUGUCGUUAGAUAAACAGAUAGGAAAAACAUCGGCAGGGAUUAAAACCAAAAAAUCUGAUAAAGAUCCAUUUAUAACUAUGGCAACAAGUUUUUGUAAAGAAAUUGGUCAAGAUGGAGACGAGCAAAUGCUACACUGGUGCGUUGAAAAGGCAUUAAGAAGAUUACGAUUUCUUGCAGAUAUGAAAAUACCGCGGUCAACUGUAACUGCCAAACGCUCUGAUCAUGAUGGAGUAACACCAAUUCAGUCAACAACUCUGCAAAAGGACUCGAAAAUUAAAGAAAUGUCCACAGUAUUUGGAGAAAUAUCUUCAACUACCCCGUCUGCAAGCAAUACAGAUUACACAAUAACUGUUCCCGCUAUAACUGCGGCGCAAUAUACCACAGCUUCCGGAAUAUUCUUUCCAGAGUUGAAGCCCGAUACCGAAGGAACAGUUUACUACGAUGGCAGUGUCCACGCUAGUCAAAUUGACAAUACUUCAAAUUUAUUGUUAAAGGACAUAAAAGCAUACUGCCUAUAUAUGACACGAUGCGACUACGACGGAGUCUUCUACAGAGUGUUCUGUGUGACAUUGCUUGCCACGGCAUUCACGUUCACCGUGAUACUGACAAACGUGUUUAUCGAUAUCGAUGGAUUGUUGUCCAAGAAAGAGAACGUUACAUUUUUAGACAAACAAAACGAUGAAACUGCUGAAAAACCUAGUUUAAAUUUAAAUGGAGAUAAUAAAGAAACAACAGAUCCCCCGUUUGGCGCUACACUUGAAAGCAUAUAUGAUAAUAACUAUAUAGAUGACCAACCAGAAACACCUCAUAGAACAAAACGAUCACUAGAUUCUUCUAAUUUUCUUACACAUUUGAAAAACCCUAAAAUAAAAAAAGUUCUAACUACUCGACUCGCUAAGCUUCUUGAACAGUUAGAUAAGGAAGAAGAUUCAAUAGAAGAUACUUACAAAAGCGAAAAAUCAUUUAUCGCAAUAGAUGAUAUUAAGAAAUCUGUAGAAGACGAAUAUAUUAAAUAUCCAAGUGAGAGCAAACUGACAUAUGAUAAUGAAGGCGAAAGCAAUAAGAAAGACGAUAAAGAUUUAUUACACCUAGCUAUGCACAAUAUUCUCCUUCAAGGAAUCAUAGGACAUAUGGAUUUAAAUGAAGUGUAUAAAAAAAUCAAUAAAUUGGAAAAAAAAUUCAGCAAUGGGAAAAAUAUGAAAGGUUUUGAACCAACAGAGCAAGUUAGCAAUAAAAUAAACCAAAAAACAUCAUAUACGGUAACCAAAGUAACUGAUUUAGAGAAUUCAUCUGAUGUAGAAACUAAAUUUUUUGAUGAAUUAGUCAAAUGCAAGAAACUUCAAGAAGAAAUAAUGAGAAGAAACAAGAAAAACGAAAUAACUACUAUAAAAACCACACCGUUUCAAAAAGAUCCAAAAGUAUCUUUUAAAACGAUAAUUGAAAUAAAAUCUUUAAUUUUUGAUAAAGAUCGAAAGGAAAAUAAUGGUUCUCUUGAAAACAGAGGCGUACUUAAAAUUAUUUAUAAUGACAAAAUAUUAAAUGACCAUCAAGCAAAAACAGAGCCCUUACUGGAGGAUGAAAACAGAGCCAAUCGAGAAAACAAUCUAUCAACCGACAAACAGAUUUCCGGUGCAUUACCGGAGCAAUACUUUAAAAGCAGACAAAGUAAUAAUACGAGCAACGGUAUAAGCGACAGUAACAAAUAUUUAAAUGAUUCUUAUUAUUUCCAACAGGCUGUAGAAUAUUUAAAAAAACAUUCAUUUCAUGAAGAACAAUUAGAAUCGCUCCCUGAAAGUGUAGACAAAAAUGAUACAAAACGGUUAAAAAGGCACAUUAAAAUAAGAUACGAUGAAUAUGAUGAAACUACUCCAAAAAAUAAACCAGUUCGUAUUUCAAAAAAAAGUGAUGAUAAUCUUUACGUUGAAAUAGAAACACAUUUUGACAGAAAAAGUUUAAAGGGAGAAAAAAAGAAAAAACUUGUAAGAAAUUUAAUAGACAGAAUACAGAAAGCUAUAAGAUCUGAUGUCUAUUCACACGAAAACAACAACAAUAAAAAAGUACAAAAAGUGCAAAUUAAAAAGAGAAAUCAAAAUCCCCUCAAACAUAAGCAUUCAAAUACUUUAAAGAAAUAUAUAAUGCAAAGGGAUCCCGUGGAACACAGGCAACUAAACCCGAUUAGUAAAGCGCUAUUGUUAAAUGACCUGUCACAUGAUCUGGAAGUUAAAUCUGAAGAAAACGGGAAUCGACCAAACUACAGUCCUAUUUUCUUCACACCUUCAUACCUAGGUAACUCAGCAGAGAUGAGCAAUACUAAUUCAGAAUAUAACAAUGUUCUAAACAGCGGUAUUCCACAAAGAUUGCAAGUACCUUUAAAUACAGAUAUAACUAAUAGUGCUAAAAGUCAAAAUACAUACGCGGAUACAGGCAAUGUAACACUAUUUAUUAAAGAUAUUGAUGGUAGUGGGUUUUCAGUAGGUUUUAAUCAAUAUGUAGAUGAACCUCCAGAUGUUGAAAGCAUGAAAUUAUUUUCUGGUUUAGAAAAUUUAAUUAGAACAUACCAUGAAAACUAUGACCAAUCUAAUAACGAAAACACUGACGGUAAUGAUAUUAAUAAUUCCAUUGAGAGAUAUCAUGAGCUCACAAAACGCAAUAUUGACCUAGAUAGAAAUGAACAUAUUUUACUUCGCCGAUCGAUUCAAGAAUUAGAUAAUGAAGAUUACCACUCAAAUGCAUACAAGAUCAUUUUUGAUAAAAAAGUGAUUCCCUAUGAAACUUACCACGAUAUAUUACAAUUACCAAAUCAAAGAACUUUAUCAUCAAACUAUGAAUACAAGAGCAGCAAUUACGAUUAUAACCCUAAAAAUAUAAAAAUCAUCACUAAGGAUAUCAAAAUUAAGGAACUUCCAUUGGGUUUUAUGGGGAAUAAUAUUUUUAAAAAGGAAUUAAUGCCUUCCAAAAUUUUAACUUUAGGAAAUCUAUUUAAUAGAAAAAAGCGAUCAUUGAAUGUAAAAAAAUUUACAAAUCUUAAAUCUAAAAUAAAAGUCAAUAGAUAUCUUAACACAAAGUCUAUGCAAACAAAAAAAAUAUUUUUAAAAAACAAAAGAAACAAACGGGAAAUAGACAAAAUAAGAAUCAUUGCUUCUGAUCACAUGCCACACACACAUAAAAAUUCUGAUGAAAACAUUUUUGUAGUAUCAGGCGAAAAUUUAUUUACUAACAGGGCUGUACUAAAGGAGAUAGAACUCCCAGAAAGUGAUACUGGAGAUGACGUAAUCGCAGAAGAAAGUAAUGAUGAAGCAAUACCAUAUACUUAUGAGGAGUCUAAUCCUGAAACAGGUUAUCUAGCAAACAUAUUUGGUGCCAAAUCUACACACAAUGGUCUGAUGGCAAAAUAUCCUCAUAUUUUUACUGACGAUAUUACGGGAUCAAAACAAAUACAUUUUGGUAGAGAAAAUGAAUACAAUUUUCUCAGAGGUAGUAAUACCAACCAAUUUAAAUUAGAAAAAUUACUAGGCAUGCGGGUUACAACGGAAAAUAGUUCUUCAGUAGAAAGAGAUGUUGCUAUUCCUGAAAUUGUAAACGCCAUAAUGCCGUCGCCAUCCAAAAGCAAUUAUAAAGUUACCGUAAAAAUACUACCUAAAAACCUUACAAACGCACAUUCAGGAUUUAAGGAAAUGCAUACAGUUAUAAAUAAAACUUACAAUAAAAAUGGUUUGCAAUAUAUAUCAUUAGUUAAUGUUUCAGAAAUAUCAAAAAUAGAAAAAAUAAAUAAAACUAAAGAUUUAGCAAUGGUACCAGAUAAAAAAGAUGUAACUUCUACUCAUAUUCAAGAAGAAGAAAAUAGAAUAAAAUUACUUUUAGAACAACAAAAAAAGAAAAUAGAGCAACAGUUGGAACAGCUUAAUAAAGAAAAAGAAGGACUUGAAACAAUAUUACGCGAAAGAGUUGAUAAUAAACAAAGGCGUUUGAAUGAUAUUUUGAAACAUUUUAUGCAUUUAGAAACACAAAAGAAAAAUGAUGACUUAAAAUUUAUAAAUGAUCCAUUUAAUAGUAUAUUACAAAUUCAAAAUUUAGCAAGCAAUGAACAUUCUACUACAUCUUCUUCCAUUGCUACCGCUAAAGUGACUAAUGAUGAAACAUUGUGUACAAAAAGCCCACAUGAUGAAUUAAAGAAAGAUGAAAAGGAACGCCUAACCAAUGAAAUUUUAAGUAAAAUAAAUCAAAAUACAGAUAUACUUCAAUGUUUCUUACUAAAAUUAACUGAAAAAUUAAAUACAAAACCUCCGGUACAAUCAACAACAAAUCCUACACAUGUCGAAAAAGUUACAGAGAAAGCUCAACAUUUAAGAUCUCAUGCUGAUUUGGGUUUGAAUUUAAAUAAUAUGCAUGAUACUAUUUUUGGAGAUCAUAUCCCCAGUAGCAAUGACUCACAUUACGCUAUUCCAUUUGUAUACGCUUACCAGCAUCCAUACUUACCGCCAAACAAGCCACCAUUACCAAUGGCAAAAGUUGUAUACCAUGGACAUAUCCAUACUAAUGCUAUUCACAAACAUCCUAACGAACUGUGGAAAAAUAACAUAAAUAACUCUAAGGCAAAUCACAUAACGACUAAUGGAAAUCCUGAUAACGGAACAAGGUUCUUUAUAGAUGCUUUAGCAAAUGAUUUUGGUGUUAUACCUCCCAAGCAAUUUAAUAAUACUAUAAUUCAAUAA